Carcharodon carcharias (great white shark) is the source of this 1005-nucleotide messenger RNA. Its product is annotated as trans-1,2-dihydrobenzene-1,2-diol dehydrogenase-like. The coding region runs from base 1 to 1005 and encodes 334 amino acids. The record is from RefSeq and is a predicted model, not a curated record. Gene Ontology annotation, molecular function: nucleotide binding. Lineage: Eukaryota; Metazoa; Chordata; Chondrichthyes; Lamniformes; Lamnidae. The transcript has 7 exons.
AUGGCCACAAAGUGGGGAAUCUGUGGUGCCGGCAGAAUCUGCCACGAUUUCAUGGUGGCUCUAGAAACCCUUCCUGCUGAGGACCAUCAGGCAGUUGCUGUGGCCUCUCGGGACUCAUCGCGAGCCCGCGACUUCGCAAAACGACAUCAAAUCCCCAAAUCGUACGGUUCAUAUGAGGAGCUGGCAACGGAUCCCAGUGUAGACAUUGUCUACGUGGGAAUCAUUAAUCCUGAGCACCUGAGGGUGGCUCUGCUCAUGCUAAGGGCUGGGAGGAACGUUCUCUGUGAGAAGCCCAUGGCCAUGAAUCUGCGGGAGGUCCAACAACUGGUCAGUGCAGCAAGAGACAGCGACCUGUUCCUCAUGGAGGGUUUAUGGACCCGUUUUUUCCCCGUCUCUAAUGCCAUCCGUGGUCUACUGAACCAAAACGACGUGGGGGAGAUCAAAAUGGUUAAAGCUGAGUUUGGGACAUGCAUGCUGGAAACUCCACGCCUGGUGGAGAAGGAGUUGGGUGGAGGAGUGCUGCUCGACAUUGGCUGUUACUGUCUACAGUUCGUCUGUAUGGUGUUCAGUGGUGAGAAGCCCGAGUCUGUUCAAGCCACAGGAUUCCUGACAGAGAAAGGUGUUGAUGAAGCAGUGACCAUUGUACUGAAGUACUCCAGAAAACGUAUGGCCCUGGUAACUGUAACCAUGGCACUACAGCUUGCUAAUCAAGCAACCAUCAGUGGGACAAAAGGGACAAUCAUGAUUCCAGGUUGUAUGUGGUGCCCCACAAGUCUGGUGGUAAACGGGAAAGCCCAGGAGUUCCCACUGCCAGCUCCAUCUCAACCCCUCAACUUCAUGAACAGUACAGGCCUUCGGUACGAAGCUGAGGAAGUGCGGCAGUGUCUUCAGAAAGGGCUGAAGGAAUGCCCCAAGCUGCCAUGGGCCGAGAGUGAGCUGAUAAUGAGCAUUUUGGAUGAGGCGCGAAGGCAGGUGGGGGUGGUAUACGACCAAGACACAGCCUGA